UCCUCCGCCGCCCGCCAUUUUGUGCUGCCGAAGAGAGGAGAACCAAGGAAAUCCUUGCCAAGAGGUAGCCGAGAAGGAGGGGGCUGGAAGGAGGAGGAGAAAAGGGCAAAGACCCGACCGGGGGUUCGGCGACCAGGGGGCGGCCCGGAUGGUGAAAUCCUCCCUGCAGCGGAUCCUCAACAGUCAUUGCUUUGCCCGCGAGAAGGAAGGAAAUAAAAAGACCAGUAUCGUCAACAUGCCCACCCUGCCCACCAACGCCGCUUUGAGGAGUUCCAGGGUGUCUUUCAGUUGCUGUAGUAACCUGGGUCCAGGGCCUCGGUGGUGCUCCGAUGUCCCUCACCCACCCCUGAAGAUCCCAGGUGGGCGAGGGAAUAGUCGGAGGGAUCACAAUCUUUCAGCUAACUUAUUUUAUUCUGAUAAUCGGCUGAAUGUAACAGAAGAAAUAACAUCAAGUAACAGGACAAGAAUCCUGAACAUCCAAUCCAGGCUGACGGAAGCCAAACACAUCAGUUGGAGAACUGUGUUGAAUAACAGCAAUUUGUAUAUCGAACUUCCCAAUGGUUCUUUGCCGGAGGGGAGCAAAGACAGUUUUGCAGUUCUUCUUGAGUUUGCGGAAGAGCAGCUUCAAGUAGAGCAUGUGUUCAUUUGUUUCCACAAGAACAGAGAUGACCGAGCUUCGCUGCUCCGUACCUUCAGCUUCUUGGGCUUUGAGAUUGUGAGACCAGGUCAUCCCCUUGUCCCCAAGAGACCUGACGCUUGCUUUAUGGUGUACACCUUUGAACGAGACUCUUCUGAAGAAGACUAGAUUGCAGUGUUUGCCUUUUAGAGCUUGUUCCUUGUCAAAGAUGAAUCUGUAGGAAUUUUGUCAACAUCUUAUGCAUCAGCAUACAUGCACACACAUAAAAUGACUUGCUCUUUGUACGAAUUAUUGUGACAGCUGCUCUGGUGGUGGGAAAGAUGUUGAAAAUUUCCAACUUUUGUCAUCUUUUUUUUUCCCCUGGACUUGUCCGCAUGUUGUAAUUGUGCAAAAAUAAAUGCUCACUCCAAAUUAGCAGUAUAUUUCUUGGAAGUUUAAUAUUGUGUGUUUGUGAUACUGAAGUAUUCGCUUUAAUUCUAAAUAAAAGUUUAUAUUUUA
Messenger RNA from Ahaetulla prasina, 1135 nucleotides. RefSeq names its product ornithine decarboxylase antizyme 1 (gene OAZ1). Gene Ontology annotation, molecular function: ornithine decarboxylase inhibitor activity. Gene Ontology annotation, cellular component: nucleus; cytoplasm. The record is from RefSeq and is a predicted model, not a curated record. Lineage: Eukaryota; Metazoa; Chordata; Lepidosauria; Squamata; Colubridae. Gene Ontology annotation, biological process: positive regulation of protein catabolic process.